Prunus armeniaca (apricot) is the source of this 279-nucleotide messenger RNA. The record is from the annotation of a GenBank genome assembly. Lineage: Eukaryota; Viridiplantae; Streptophyta; Magnoliopsida; Rosales; Rosaceae.
AUGGACCCAUUCAGAGGCGAAGAGGUAAAUUACUCUGAUGCGAAGUUUUACGGUCCACCUGGUCUCUUAUUCACACAACCACCAAAGGGUGAUAAGGAGAAAGAAACAACUAUCGAUGCAGGAAAAUCACAAAAGGUAGAAGCACCCAAAUCGCCAAGGGUAAUUCGAGUGAAGCUGACACCUCGAGGUGUGACAUCCCCAAAAGUUGAAGAAGUCCCGACUGCAAAGGCUCCCAAGCCAAAGAUAAUUGUCAAGACUUUAAAAAAAGGAGCCUGGUGA